UGGCAAAGUGUCAAAUGAAUUUGUCAGUUCGAAGGGGGCGACACUUUGGUCUCGAACCCGAACUCUGCGAACACUCCGGACAUCAUGUACAGCACUUGGGCCAUAAAAACAAAUUUAAUUGUUCACCAAAAAGAAGGAAAAGGAGGGGCAGGGGACUUCCAUCGGAAGGGACGGCCAAGGAAAUCACGUGCGAUCCGCGUCCAUAUCACAGGUGCUUCCGUUCCCUUUUGGAGACGGAGACGGAGACCCAGAACCCAGAGGCCAGAGAAAACCAGAAAACAGCUCGCAGCGGAUGGACAAAACGAAUAACGACCGACGAGCGAUGCAUACAAAUACAAAACCACAAGCAACUUCCGCCGCCGCAGGAUCAGAGAGCCCAGGCAUCGGAGAACUGUAGAACUGGAGAGAACUCGAACCUGUUCCCAUUCCAUUCGAUGGGAUGCAAGAUGUGCCAUGCGAUGCCAUCCCCAAGCCAUCCUCAUUCGAUUUGCGAUUCGAAUUCCCCGAAAGCUGCCGUGAGUUGGCAUUUUUUCCGCGAUUUUCGACGCUGUGUGUGCAGUUUUCGGUUUCAGCGAAUUCAUAAUGAUUUCAUUGAUCUGUCAUUCAAGAGCUUCAGCUUCCAGCAUGUCUGCAGUGCGAGGAGGCUGAAUGCGAAUGGGAAUGAAACUAUGGUCAUGUGCCAUCGCCUGUGUCUCCGGGCAAAAGGGGCUAUGCAUAUACAUAUGUACGCUGGGCAUGGUAAUACUGAUACCGAUACGAAUGCUGAUAGCUUAUCAACGCCGUUUCCUUGCUCAUUAGAGCAGCUCCGCUGGCCAUCGUAUCAGUGA
Molecule: messenger RNA, 827 nt
Organism: Drosophila takahashii
Lineage: Eukaryota; Metazoa; Arthropoda; Insecta; Diptera; Drosophilidae
Source: RefSeq, a predicted model, not a curated record